ACAUGGACAUUGUUCUUGCUCCCUCUUCUUGGCAGCUUCUGUGUCCUUAUGACGACGGUAAAAUGGUUAGAUUCCCUAACAACAAUAGCUAGAAUCUUUAUUGUCCAUUUACACUCCCUUUAGUCUUGGCAGGAAAUGGCUUCCUAUGAAUGACGUACAAGUUGCGUUCCUGAGUUCAUCCCCUUUCACCAGGAACGCAGCAAAAACUUCUGAGGCCUAAACGUCUGGGAUAGGACUGAGGAGAGCCUUGUUGUGAGGCCCUAUCCAGGAAUUCCGGAGACCCCUCACGAACGCGGAACGGAUGCGGAACCGCAGGAUGCGGAACCGGAAGCAGCGCCUGGAGACCAGCAUGCAGCUGGUUGAGUCGGCGUCAAGGGCGCCUUCGCUGCUCUUGGAUGCCAUGCGGGGCCUUCAUCGCCAGGACUUGAAGGCCUUUGACCGGGCCAGGCAAGAGGAGAGGCAACACCGGAAGCAGGAGCGCCGGCAGGACCGGGCCACAGCCCAGCUGAUGGUUGACGCCAUCGAACGCUCCCACACGGACCUGGGGGAGUUCUUAGGCAAACAGACGGCCACCAUGGCGGCCAUUGCGGCAGUAUUUACUGGCCAGAGAGCUUCCCCGCAAGGCGCACAUGGUGGUGCUUCCCAGGGAUACAACAACAGCACACCCCUCACUCCUGGUCAUAUGCCAGGUAUGGCUCCUGAGCCCUUGACUGGCCCAGUAACACCAUGUCCACUGCCUCCUAUGGCCACUCCCGGUGGCGUAGGCAACUUGGUCGCUGAACCAACCUCUACGGAUGGACCUCGAGAGGACGCCGUGCCAGACUCGCCCGCGCCUUCCACCUCUGACGCCACCUCACGUACCCUUGACACAGGGCCCGACAGAGGAGCAAAAAGGAAGAUUUGGGAAUGAUGGACGCUGACUCUUCCUUUACUCUUGUUUUCGUUCUUAGUCAAAUGUUAGCGACGUUUCCCAAAAAGCAGGAUUGCCAGGAUGCUUUCCCCCUCUCAGUAUGUUUUUUUUAAAAGAUGUGGAACAUGUCCUUCUUUCAGAUGACAACUCCAGAAUCGCCAGUGGUUCCCAGCCUUGGGUCACCCA
Messenger RNA from Pogona vitticeps (central bearded dragon), 1096 nucleotides. The record is from RefSeq and is a predicted model, not a curated record. Lineage: Eukaryota; Metazoa; Chordata; Lepidosauria; Squamata; Agamidae.